UGUGAGCUGUGUACAGACAGGGAGGUAGGGCUGGGAGAAGAGGGAGCAGGGUAGCACAAGCUGACUUUCUCCCAGUCUCCUUGUAACAGAGAGGAGAGGCAGACACCCAUAGACACACACACAGAAGAUACACACAGAAGAUACAUACACACAGCGAUCUGUGUCCUCUCCCCAUGCACUCAGCUCCUCAUGCUUCACCCUCCUGGGCUCCUAGGAUCUGAACUCUUCUUCUCACCAUCACUAGUACUUCUUGGCAAGAUUGGAAAGCAAGCUUCUCUUUCUCAGAGGAUUGGUCUCCGUUCAUCUGAUACACAAGCACACCUAUUUUUGUGUUUAUUUUUAGGAUUCUUUUUUUUUUUUAUUGAUCUGUCACCAAGGAUUAAUGAAGCCAGGACAAGUCAGCGGUGGUUAGUUCCUAUGGGCGUUGGGGGUAUGAGCUCCUUGUGACUUCCGACACAUCCAUGCACUUCCAAGUGUAACUAGUGCCAGGCGCUCGCGGUGCUCAACAAAGUGGAGUUGUGCCCAGCUGUACGGAGCCGGCUUUGUGUGCCUCCUUGUAGGAUGAGGAAGGGGCUGGAGACUGCCAGCUGUGGGCUCAGGCUGGGAUACAUCCUGCAAAUGUGUUUCCUACCUGCCCUGGCCAUACUUACCGCCGGCAGCACCUUCGCCGCUCAAGAAUUUUCCAGACCCGGCCUGCAGGACCCCAGACCAGAUGAUGAUUUUUUUCAUGAACUCCCAGAGACGUUUCCUUCAGAUCCACCAGAGCCGUUGCCUCAUUUUCUUAUUGAACCGGACGAGGCCUACAUAGUAAAAAACAAACCGGUGAACUUGUACUGUAAAGCCAGUCCAGCCACUCAAAUCUACUUCAAGUGCAACAGCGAGUGGGUUCAUCAGAAAGACCAUGUGGUGGAUGAAAGAGUGGAUGAAACCUCAGUCAAAGCCCACAGAGGACGUUUGGGGAGUACUGAGUUCCCAGAAAGGCCCUCCCCUUCAGGUUUAAUAGUCCGAGAAGUAAGCAUUGAAAUAUCACGACAACAAGUAGAGGAACUGUUUGGGCUGGAAGACUACUGGUGUCAGUGUGUUGCCUGGAGUUCUGCGGGAACAACCAAGAGCAGAAAAGCCUAUGUGAGGAUAGCAUAUUUACGGAAGACUUUUGAACAAGAACCUCUUGGGAAGGAAGUAUCUUUGGAACAGGAAGUUCUUUUGCAAUGUCGUCCACCAGAAGGGAUCCCAGUAGCUGAGGUGGAGUGGUUGAAAAAUGAGGAUAUCAUCGAUCCUGUGGAAGAUCGGAAUUUUUACAUUACAAUUGAUCAUAACCUCAUCAUCAAACAAGCAAGGCUCUCAGACACUGCCAAUUAUACAUGUGUUGCCAAAAACAUUGUGGCCAAAAGAAGAAGUACGACAGCUACAGUAAUCGUAUAUGUGAAUGGAGGGUGGUCUACGUGGACAGAGUGGUCUGCAUGCAGCAACCGCUGUGGAAAAGGCUUCCAAAAGCGAACAAGAAUGUGUACAAAUCCUGCACCCUUGAAUGGCGGAUCUGUCUGUGAUGGACAAAGUGUUCAGAAAAUAAGCUGCAACACAAUGUGCCCAGAGGAUGGAGAAUGGACUGCAUGGAGCAAAUGGUCUACCUGUGGGACAGAGUGCACACAUUGGCGUCGUAGGGACUGUACAAACCCCCCACCUAGAAAUGGAGGAAAAGACUGCGAUGGUCCUGUUUUACAGUCAAAAAACUGCACUGAUGGAUUAUGUAUGCUAAGCCCAAUUUACCCUCUUUCACCCAGAACCCAUGAGCAGAAAACAGAAAAAGAAAUUGGAAAUCCUUCUGCUCCAAGCUCAGACAACGUAGCCCUGUAUGUUGGGAUUGUCAUUGCUGUCAUCGUUUGCCUGGCCAUCUCAGUCAUCAUUGCUUUGUUUGUCUAUCGGAAGAACCAUCGCGGUUUUGAGUCUGACAUCAUUGACACUUCUGCACUAAAUGGCGGGUUCCAGGCUGUCAACAUUAAAGCUGCAAGACAAGAUCUCCUGGCAAUUCCUCCAGACCUAACAUCAGCAGCGGCAAUGUACAGAGGACCUGUGUAUGCCCUCCACGAUGUAUCUGAUAAGAUACCAAUGACUAAUUCACCUCUCCUCGACCCUCUUCCCAAUUUGAAAAUUAAAGUGUACAAUUCAUCUGGUGCCGUAACGCCUCAAGAUGAUCUUUCGGAUUAUUCAUCAAAACUUUCUCCUCAAAUUACUCAGUCUUUACUGGAAAAUGACACUCUAAACACAAAGAACCAGAGCCUAGCAAGGCAGACAGAUCCAUCCUGCACUGCUUUUGGAACAUUUAACUCACUGGGUGGACACCUGAUCAUACCCAAUUCAGGCGUGAGCUUGCUGAUUCCUGCUGGGGCAGUACCUCAGGGAAGAGUGUAUGAAAUGUAUGUCACUGUUCACAGAAAGGAGAACAUGAGGCCACCCAUAGAAGACAGUCAGACACUUCUAACUACUGUCGUAACUUGUGGGCCACCGGGAGCACUGAUGACUAGACCAGCCAUUAUUACGAUGCAUCACUGUGCAGAGACGGAUUCAGAAGACUGGAAAAUCCAGCUGAAAGAGCAAACUAUACAAGGCCAAUGGGAGGAUGUUGUAGUUGUGGGAGAAGAGAAUUUUACCACACCUUGUUACAUCCAGAUGGAUUCAGAAGCCUGUCAUAUCCUCACAGAAACAUUAAGCACCUAUGCACUGGUGGGACAAUCUACAAGCAAAUCAUCAGCAAAGAGACUCAAAUUAGCUAUAUUUGGGCCAAUAUCCUGCACAUCUCUGGAGUACAACAUCCGGGUUUACUGCUUAGAUGAUACUCAGGAUGCACUUAAGGAAGUGUUACAGCAGGAAAGGAAAGUUGGAGGACAGUUACUUGAUGAGCCUAAAACUCUUCACUUUAAAGGAAGCACCCAUAACCUCCGCCUGUCCAUUCAUGACAUCACACACUCACUCUGGAAAAGUAAAUUGCUAGCCAAAUAUCAGGAAAUCCCAUUCUAUCAGGUUUGGAGUGGGUGCCAAAGGAAUCUUCAAUGCACCUUCACUCUGGAACGCUUCAGUCUCAGCACUGUUGACUUAUCCUGCAAGCUAUGUGUCAGGCAGGUAGAAGGGGAAGGACAGAUUUUCCAACUAAACUGUACAGCAUCAGAGGAACCAAGCUGUAUUAUUGAGUAUCCUCUCAUGGAUUCAGCGAGUACCAUUACCACCAUUGUAGGACCAAGUGCUUUCAGUAUUCCUCUAACUAUUCGGCAGAAGCUCUGCAGCAGCCUAGACGCUCCCCAGACUCGAGGCCAUGACUGGAGGUUGCUGGCUCACAAACUCAACUUAGACAGGUAUCUCAAUUAUUUUGCUACCAAACCUAGUCCGACCGGAGUGAUCUUAGAUCUGUGGGAAGCGCAAAACUACCCGGAUGGGAACCUGAGCACGCUGGCUGCAGUCUUAGAAGAGAUGGGCAGACAUGAGACUGUGGUAUCUCUGACAACAGAAUAUUGAUUCUACUUAGAAAAAUAUCAAGACAGAGGAGCUAAUAAAGACAAAGUUACCAAGGGAAAAAAAGGAACAUACUGAAAAGAAAUACUGACCAAUGAGUUUUACUACUUAUAUUAAAACAAAGACUUUGAUAUAAACCUUCUUGUAUAUUAACACAGAAAUGAAAAGGAAAACAAAAACAUGCAAAGCUGUAUUUCAAAUAUUAUAAACCAACCUAAUGCUCAUUCAGUGUGUGGCUUGGUAUAGGAUUUUACAGUUUCCUAGGAAACGAAAAUGUAUUGCUAUCCAGAUACAUGGAUAAACGUUACUAUACAAUCCCAGCUCCAAUGGACACUGUUUACAUCCACAAAUGGACUGGGGUUAUUGAUGCUGUCCAAUGACUAUUUAUAUAUUUUGUGCAAGCCAUCUAAGUGAAAUUUUUGUGCCAGUCCAGGGUAUUUUUUUAGGAAAGCUACAGUAUUUUAUUUUCAGUGGAAUUAAGAACGAUUGCACUGAUUACACCAUCAAGUGUCAUGUUUCCUGACUCUCCCUGUCCCAUUGCAGGGUACACUACGUUAUGGCUAAGCAGAUACCAACUGAAUUAAUGUCAACACCAUCUUUUGUUCAUCAAAUAACAAUUCUGAUCUUAAAGUCAUAAUAAUGUGGAGAAAGAUACAACUUGGUACUGAAAGAUAUGCCUUUUUUUGCUUUUUUUUUUCAUUUGAUUACUUUUUUACAUUGUCUUGGUAGACAUUCAGGAUCCAUUUGGGAAACAUCGUCUACCAUUGUCUGACUAUUAUUUGAAAUUUUUAUCCUACACUUUAUGAAAUAUAAAUUCACAAUGUGGUACUAUGUUUUAUUUACCUGCUAUGCUCGUUUGCUCCAUUAUUACAUGCAUUUUUCAACAUUAGGUAUUAAAAAGUCAUUUAUUUUAAAAACAGGGAAUUUUAACAAAAUGUGUUUGUGUCUAAGAUGGUCAUGUGUGAUGCAAAAAAUGAUCUUCUGUUUCAGCAAGCAACAUGCUUAAAAAUAGUUAAGCCUGCUUUAAAGCUUGUCUAAAGAUAGAGCAAGCAAAUUCAUUAAAGUUGGCCUUUACUGAAAUGUUGAACUACAAAUUUUAUAACAGCCUUUCUGAGAUGGAUAGAUAAAGUAUAUUACAGAAUCUGAAAUACACCUUCCUGGAAAAGUACUGCUAUAAGCUCCAACCCAUUCUGCUUAUAUAAUCAGUAACGCAGGCACUUAGUUGGGUAAUUGAUGAAUAAGCGGAGGAUCAGCAUAUACAUGGGUUGAUCUUCCUCUUAUGUGACCAAAGGCAUGAGAGCCUGGAGGUAUGCUAGAGCAGAAUUUUCUCCAUUACCAUUCAUUUAUCCACCCCUACAAGACUAUGACAUACCUUUAAAUUGAUAAAUACGGUAGGUGUGGUUUAGGAUCAGCAUUCAACACACCUAGACUAACAGCUUCUUAAUUUGUAAAUGCUUGAUGAAGCUAAUACUGUUUAAAGAAGCCUUUAUAAACUAAGAUUAAACAAUCCCUGAGUUUUUCAGGCCCGAGAUGGACAGACUUUAGGGAAGGAACACAUACUUUAAAAUGCAGGCACACCUUUUGUGUUAUUAUGACUGAACUUGCUAUGUCUACAUAUAUGAAUCAAAUAUUAAAUAGCUGCCAUAACAGUUA
This is a messenger RNA of Rana temporaria (common frog), 5157 nucleotides long. It is a transcript of the gene UNC5C, whose product is annotated as unc-5 netrin receptor C. Gene Ontology annotation, cellular component: membrane. Gene Ontology annotation, biological process: netrin-activated signaling pathway. Gene Ontology annotation, molecular function: protein binding; netrin receptor activity. Lineage: Eukaryota; Metazoa; Chordata; Amphibia; Anura; Ranidae. The transcript is spliced from 19 exons. Bases 562 to 3507 code for a protein of 981 amino acids. The record is from RefSeq and is a predicted model, not a curated record.